This is a messenger RNA of Athene cunicularia (burrowing owl), 2196 nucleotides long. It is a transcript of the gene IMPA2, whose product is annotated as inositol monophosphatase 2. Gene Ontology annotation, molecular function: inositol monophosphate 1-phosphatase activity. The transcript has 8 exons. Bases 1 to 903 code for a protein of 300 amino acids. Lineage: Eukaryota; Metazoa; Chordata; Aves; Strigiformes; Strigidae. Gene Ontology annotation, biological process: inositol metabolic process; signal transduction; phosphatidylinositol phosphate biosynthetic process. The record is from RefSeq and is a predicted model, not a curated record.
AUGUUUCGACACAGCAGAAGGUUAGUCAUCUCGGGAGACAUCCUGGCCCCACUGUGUAUAGCAGCAAAACUUCCACCGACUAUUAACAGAGCCAAGAAGCGGGAUCAGCAGAUUGUUCAGAUGAGAUAUUGGAUUAUAAGGAAAGCUCUAACAGAGGAAAAACAAGUGUCCACAAAGACAUCUGCAGCAGAUCUUGUGACAGAAACUGAUCAUUUUGUAGAAAACUUAAUUAUUUCUGUUCUGAAAGAGAAGUUUCCCUCCCACAGGUUUAUCGCAGAAGAAUCCACUGCUGCUGGUUCAAAAUGUGUCCUCACGGACAGUCCAACCUGGAUUAUUGACCCUGUUGAUGGAACGUGCAAUUUUGUGCACAGAUUUCCAACAGUGGCAGUGAGCAUUGGAUUUGCUGUUAACAAAGAGCUUGAAUUUGGUGUAAUUUACCACUGCACUGAAGAACGAUUAUACACUGGUAGAAGAGGUCAAGGGGCAUUUUGUAAUGACAAAAGGCUUCAGGUAUCAAAAGAGACAGAUAUCUCGAAGGCCUUAAUUUUAACAGAAAUUGGUCCAAAACGUGACCCUGCAACUUUGAAAUUGUUCCUUGGUAACAUUGAGAGAUUGCUCAAGGCCCAAGCACAUGGGGUCCGUGUCAUCGGGAGCUCGACCCUGGCCCUGUGCCAUUUGGCAUCCGGCGCUGCAGAUGCCUAUUACCAGUUUGGGUUACACUGCUGGGACUUGGCAGCAGCAACUGUCAUUAUUAGAGAGGCGGGUGGCACUGUGAUAGACACUUCAGGGGGACCUCUGGAUCUUAUGUCCUGCCGAGUGAUUGCUGCGGGCACCAGAGAGAUGGCUAUGUUCAUAGCUCAGGAAAUACAAACUAUUCACUACAGACGGGAUGAUGAAAAUUAAAUACUUACAGUAUGGAGUCUGCCCUCCUGAACUAUGUAACUUUUGCAAAAUAGGUGGCUUAAAGGGUAUGUGAUUUCAGCAGGAUGCUUUCUGUGGAGAUUUUCUGUGUCAAAUACUUUUUAUAAAUAUAUUACAAUGUGGGAAGGCAUAAGGAGAUUUUUAAACCUCUAAGAAUUGUGUUUCCUUUUUAAUAUGUAUCUCUUUCAGCAGUAUCUUUUUAUAAGAUAGCGUAUUUUACUUGUAGUAAAUUAGUCUCAAAAUUAAGUUGUAAUUUCCUAUCUGUGGAGCUGAUAUUUAGUCUUUUGUAACAUUCAGCUAAAAAUGGAACUUUAUUUUUACAGAUGCAGAUCUCAGGUAAAUGAGCUUUAGGACUGUAGUAAGGACAAGUAGUUAAGAUGUGUGCCUAUAAUACCCUCGUUCUAUGAUACUUAAGAAUACAAUAAAAACAACAUUAUUGUUUCCUAACUACAUCAUAGCUAUAUAUCCAUAUAUAUGUAUGUCUGUAUGUAUGUGUGUACAUAUAUGCACCUAUACAUGUAUAUGGAUGUAUACACACACAUACCCAUGUGUGUAUAUACGUAUGGGUACCCUGGAUGUUUACAGCAAUUUAGAGAAUGCAUAGAAGAAAGCUAAUAUUGGAAGUUAUUUUCAGGUAAAGAGUAGAGGUUACUUAUGUGAUUUUCGUGGGGGCUAUCCAAUGACAAAUAACAGCUGAUCAUGGAAAAUGUUUAAUGAUUCUACAAACUGUUCAGCUAGUUCUUUUUGUCCCUUCAUCCCUCUGCAUGUGGAUAAAUCAUACUGUCCUAUGGGCCUCUGUAAGAUAUUCAAACCUGCAAACACUUACUACCAUAGAGUAAUUAUAGUCAAAACCAGGAAUAUUGAACUCCACUGAGUUAUUCACAGUAUUAACUAUGACACACAGUAGAAGGCCAGCGGAAUAGAGCACAGUGUCAAGGAGCUGUUGAUUUUAGAGAAACUUUGAGCAGAACAGCAGAAUUGGGCCCCUUCCAGGCAAGUUAUUAAAAAUAUGCACAUAAGAUUUGCUUGCAAAAAGUUGUAAAUCACAUGCCCUUCUCACACAAAGUUGUAAUUGCACUUUUUGAUCAGAGAAACCUGUAAAAUCAGUUACAUAAAUUUCCUAAAUACACAGUUGUUCUCUAUCCGUGUAUCUAACAUUGGGUUUAGUUCCACCAAGAUGAUAAUUUCUGUGUAGAUUAUUUUUUUAAAUCAUGAGCACAGGGAAAAUACAAGUGUAUCCAGAAAAGUAGUUGAAAUUAAAUCACUUCUAUUUUU